AACCCCAUCAGAGCAUUACAGAGACACACUCAGCGUGAGAUCCCUGAGACAGACGGCAGCAGACACAUCAAGGAGACACGAGCUCUAAAUGUGGAUCUACUAAUCAAAUGUUUUUCCGCUGCCCGAUUUAAUCUUUGUUUUUAUUGCGAGUUUUUACAUCUGAACUCUUUCGUAGAAAGAGUUUGAUCUGGUUUCAUCAGCUUCACUGAGGGUGCAGUAAGUUACUGUCGGUAUAACUGCAGUGGGGAUGUAGAGAGCAAACUGAGACUGACUUUACUCUCCUUUAUUGUAUUAUAAUUCUGGCUCAGAGUUCAGGCACUUUUGGUUCAAGUUUUUGGUUUUCAGAAUGAAACAAAAGGACAUUCAUAAUGUUUAUCUGCAGUGAUAGAAAGGCUUGACGCCGUGAACUUUAGUGGAGAAAUCUACUCGUUUUACUUUAUUUUUGACUUUUUUUUGUGGUAAAGGAGGUUAAAGCACCACCCUGCAAAACGGUUUAUCCCACCGUUGUGGAUUAAUCCAGUUCAUCCUAAUUUUGUCACCGGCACCAUGCUGUCCACUGUGCGCCGCCACAGCCUCCGCCUGCAGACCGAGCUCCACCGCUGGAGCAUCUGCGACCCGGGCAGCCACCUGCUCCCGGACAGCCUCCUGGCCCGGGUCCCCGCAUGCAUCUCUCGCUCCAAGUCCUGCAACAGCUCCGCCGGGGAGUCGGACGGCAGCCGCGGGAGCUGGUCUUCCUCAGACUCGGUCAUCUCCACUGACUCCGCCUGGGAGCCGGCGGAACCCGGCAGACCGUACCGGGUGGUCUUGUUAGGGGCCAGUGGAGUCGGUAAAACGGCUUUCGCUAGCAUCUUCGGUGGGGCGGCAGACAGCAUGGACAGUGAUGACUGCGAGCUGUGUGAAGACGAGACGUGUGAAAAGACGAUUGAAGUGGAUGGAGAACCUGCCACUGUAACUCUGCUGGACACCUGGGACGCAGAGACUGACGGUGAAUGGGCUCAGGAGUGCUACAUGCAGACAGGUGAUGCCUACCUGUUGCUGUACUCUAUAACUGACCGGGCCUCGUUCCUGCGAGCUUCUGAGCUCCGGAUCACCCUGCGCCGCUUCCGUCCUGCUCAGCACACACCAAUCAUCCUGGUGGGGAACAAGUGUGACCUGGUGCGGCGCAGAGAGGUGUCAGUCACUGAGGGCCGUGCCUGUGCUGCUGUGUUUGACUGCAAGUUCAUCGAGACCUCAGCUGCCAUGCAGCACAAUGUCUGGGAGGCCUUCCACGGCAUAGUACGACAACUGCGUCUACGCCGAGACUCCAAGGAAGCCAACAAACGUCGCAGGCACAUAAACUGUAACACACGCCGCGAGAGCCUUCCUAUGAAGGCCAAACGUUUCCUCGACAAGGUGGUGGCAAAGAACAACCCCAGUAUGGCGUUCUGGCUAAAGUCUAAGUCCUGCCAUGAUCUGUCUGUGCUGUAGGGGCCCAACAGAAAUUCAUUUUAACUCCACACCAAACCCAUGAGGAGGUGAACGGCCAAGAGAGCAGAAUUCAUGGACAUGGGCUGGAGAGAGAAGACUGCUUCUAAAGGGCUGAAAGUUGGGUGAUUCAAACCCAGUCCUCACUGGGUUCACAUCCACCCUCAGCACAGCCAGGAAUGGUGUGCAACACAUUUGUACACUGACAUUCAUAUGUUGCAGUCAAAACUAGACUGAGUGGACUGAGCUCAGUUUGUCAGCCAUUGUAAUGGACUAGACUCAGUUAAUGAAAUAGCGUUUCUUGUCGUGAAGACUUCCCAUGUAUGUGCGGCAGAAAUGUUGGAGAUUUGAGAUGAACUGAUGGGAGGUGAUGUAGUUCAGACAUUAGCCUUCUCUCUCCUUUCCUCGUUUUCCUCAUCUUUGCUCUCAUCCCUGACAGGUUUUGUUGACUGUCAGUCCCUAAGUGCUAAGAUGACCAGUUGUAAGCUACUGAUUAUUAAGUGUGAUUACUGUCUCUGAUAAUUUUUUUUUUUUGUAAGAUGAUCAUUGAGUAGUUCCUUUGACAUUAUUUAUAAUGUCUGUAUUUUGCACUUAUUGUAAAUAAAUACCAGAUUGAUAAUUUACCGUAUUUUGCUACUUGGACGUGGUUUCAGUGUUGCUUGAUGAAAUAAAGUGACAUCAUCUGAUUUUGGGGGU
Molecule: messenger RNA, 2160 nt
Organism: Seriola aureovittata
Lineage: Eukaryota; Metazoa; Chordata; Actinopteri; Carangiformes; Carangidae
Gene: gem
Product: GTP binding protein overexpressed in skeletal muscle
Exons: 4
Coding region: 547-1467 (306 amino acids)
Biological process (GO): negative regulation of high voltage-gated calcium channel activity
Cellular component (GO): plasma membrane
Molecular function (GO): GTP binding; GTPase activity; calcium channel regulator activity
Source: RefSeq, a predicted model, not a curated record